GCUUGGAACACCUGAUCCUAUGAAUAAGCCAGAGGUGAUUUUAUACGAGUUGAAGCUGCUUUACAACAACUUGGUAGUUUUUCUCAGUUCUUUUUUUCCCCGCAAUGCCUCCUAUAGAGCGAGAAAGUAACAAAGUUCGCCUUGUGAUGUUGGGAGCAGCCGGGGUCGGAAAGAGCGCGCUCAUCGAGCGGUUUCUGCACGACCACUUUGAAAGCAAAUACACGCGUACCGUGGAAGAAUUCCACGCGCUCCAGUACGACUCCGCCGACUCGGGAGAGGUGCGCCUCGAGAUUCUGGACACAAGCGGCAGUUAUUCUUUCCCGGCGAUGCGGGAGCUUAGCAUCAAGCAUGCCAACGCGUUCGCGCUUGUGUACGCGGUGGACGACCUCGAGUCGUUUCGAGAAGUUGGACGGCUUCGUGAGGAGAUUCUCAUGCUGAAAAAGAACGCGCUCAUCACCGUCGUCGGCCACAAAGCAGACUUAACCGAAACGGAGGGUCGCGUGCUGUUCGCAGUAGACGUCAUGCCAUUGGUGGAGAAGAUAUGGGGCUCGAGCUUCGUAGAGGCGUCGUCACUCACCGGGAUCAACACGGUCGGUGUGUUCCUUGCUCUGCUACAACACGUCAACUUGCCACAAAGACUGAGUCCCUUCAUCUCCCAACGUAGAGUGAACACGCAGAGGCAGAACUUGAAAAGAAAACCUGCACUCAAGAAAAACAAAAGUUGUAUUUUGUCAUGAGUAUGGUCAGCUUGUAAGAUUCGUCCUCUAUUGGUUGGAUGGGCAUUGCUUCAUUUAAUUGACCUACAUCUUCAUCGGUAAUUGAGUUUACUGCAGAGUUUAAUCAAAACGGCCAUUAACAUGCACAUAAAUAGUGCAACCACAAAGGCAAGCGUAAAGUCUUGUGGAUUGAGAAACAGACCGAGGCGUCGUGCAGGGUGUUCUGGCCUGAAGAGACCAGUUGUGGACAUGAUGAGCAGAACAGGUGCUAUAGGCCUAUUGGUUCCUGUUUGGGGGCCAAGUCCACUGGCCACAACUUUCCCUCAUUGUUUCGCCAAGGAAAUAACGUAUUGCGUAUUAAGUAUUAUUUUCAGCAGCAUAGCCUUUAUACUUACGUGCAAUGCAAAUGGAAGAACAUAAAAUAGUAAUGAUUCUGACCACACCUCGCCCCUCCACAAAAUAAAUAUUUUAAAUGGUAUAUUGUGGGACUUGUUAAUGAGUAUUGGUAGGCCUAUAUAUAUGCGUUUAGGUCAGAGCUGUGUAUAUUUUGGUAGGCCUAUCCUAUAUUAAAAAUAUUAAACAAGGAAAAAAAAAAGUAAAUCCCAUUGCGCUUCCCUGCUCUGCUGGUGGUGGAGUUAUAACCUGACGUACAGUUCUCACGUAACACAUGUUUGGUAUAUUUCAAAGUCUUUGCCAUGAUUACUGCACAAACCAAAACAAAGACAUAUCUUAUUAUAGUAACAUGGAUGUAUACAAUUAAUACUAAGAAUAUGGAUGUCUUAUAGUUAUAUGCAUGAUAAAUCAAAUGUGUAUAUUAAAUAAAGAGUAACAUAUGGAAGUUGAACUUAGUUUAGAGCCUUAU
Gadus morhua (Atlantic cod) is the source of this 1578-nucleotide messenger RNA. RefSeq names its product RASD family member 3 (gene rasd3). The coding region runs from base 105 to 737 and encodes 210 amino acids. Gene Ontology annotation, molecular function: GTP binding; GTPase activity. Lineage: Eukaryota; Metazoa; Chordata; Actinopteri; Gadiformes; Gadidae. The transcript has a single exon. The record is from RefSeq and is a predicted model, not a curated record.